Messenger RNA from Drosophila eugracilis, 3719 nucleotides. Its product is annotated as F-box only protein 33. Gene Ontology annotation, molecular function: protein binding. Gene Ontology annotation, biological process: SCF-dependent proteasomal ubiquitin-dependent protein catabolic process; positive regulation of protein ubiquitination. The coding region runs from base 90 to 1424 and encodes 444 amino acids. Gene Ontology annotation, cellular component: SCF ubiquitin ligase complex. The transcript has 5 exons. Lineage: Eukaryota; Metazoa; Arthropoda; Insecta; Diptera; Drosophilidae. The record is from RefSeq and is a predicted model, not a curated record.
UCUAAUUUGGCAUUUUAAAUCGUGCAGCACACUCGGCUGCACUUGCAACUUUUCAUUGUUUGAAGCGCAAUUAAUAUUUAAUUCGAGUAAUGAGUUUUAGCCAACGCCAACCAGAAUGGCACAAUUUACCAGCGGUGGCACUAAAUCGGAUAUUCGACCAUUUGGAUCCCGAGGAUCGUCGGUCGGCAGCGAGUGUUUGUUGUUCCUGGAGACUUUCCUUCUUUCGAAAACGCUACUUUAGAACCUUCCGCUUUCAAUUGGAUUUGGCACGCGAUGAUCAGUUGGCUUUCUUCCAUCGUUCCAUGGCCAAUUUGACCCGGGAACUGAUUGUAGUCUUCGAUUUUCAAAAUGCAUUUCACAUUCAGAAGAUGCGACGACUUCUAUACAAAGUGGCACGCUGUGAUAACAUCCAGAGAUUGCGUUUUCAAACCCACAACGCGGGUCUUGUUGCCAUCGGCAGUAUGCACAGUGAUCAGUUGUUGGCCAUCGAACAAUGCUUUGUAGAGCCCCUGAAGCUUUUUCUGAGUCGCACGCGCCAGCCCUGCCAGCUUCUAGAUCUUGGGGCCAUCGAAGCCCUCACAUACUACGGCCAUGACUUCCUUAAGUCCAUGGGCAAGCCCCAGGAACUGAUGCAAUUAACGCUGGCCAGCAUUAAAUACGAUCCUAGUCAUUAUCCCAUUCUCUCACUCGACACGACACUGCUGCAGAAGUGCGCAUCCCUACAGGUGCUCUCCCUGGACUACGACACACUAUCAGACGAACUGCUUCACACUAUCCAGGUGCUACCACUGCGGAAACUGCUCAUCGUGGUGCACGGUCUGGAUAGCGAGGAACAUCCCGAAGUGUCGGAGACGGCCUGGUCCCAUUUUUCGGACCAUUUUUCAAGCAUUGAGUUGGUGCUGACUCUUGUGUACGCCUAUGAGGCCAUCGAAUUACUGCAGCAUCGCGUCCUUCGUAGAAACAUGCCUGUUACCCAUGUCCGACUGCUCUUCUGCGAACAAAUGAACGAAGAAGCCCUGGAGUGGAUGUCAGUGCAUCAUAGCGAAACGCUGCGCAGUAUUCAUUAUGUGGACUCAAUGUACAAACAUUUCAACCACAUGGACUACGCUCGCCACCGCUUCCAGCGCCAGGAUCCCUUUAUAAUGAUGGCAUGGCGCUGCAAGCAGCUGGAGGAGAUCGUGGUGCAUGGCUACUCAAUGGAACCGCACAACAUCGUUGGCAUCGCCAGGCUUCGGGGUCGGCAGCUUAAGCGUCUGGAGGUCUCCAUGAUUGAUUGGUCCGGAGCUGCAUCUAUGAAUGCCUACAAUGAGGAAAUAAGCACCUUGCUGGGACAACAGUGGUCACCCAUCGACCCUAACAACAUACCGUCAUCGCUACGCGAUCAAUUCGUGUACGAAAUGCUGCGCCAGGAUCUCAGUCAGUAAGUGGUCAAGUUAGGAACUCACUCAAAAAUAACCAAAAAUUCAAGCAAAGUUACCAAGUGAACUAAAGAAAGGCAAACAUGACACGUGAUCAACUCGAGCGCAUAGAAAUUAAUUGAAAAAUUGCAAAACCUAAUUACGUAGCUAAAAGAAAACCCAAAAGAGAUAUGUAAGCAAAAAAGAAAAUUCAAUCGUUAUACUAAGUUGUCAAAAUUUGUAUAUGUAAACCAAACCUUUUGAUUGGCAAGCAUUUUAUAGAAGUUAAAUUUCCUAAGUUGUUAAUCUAUGUAAUCAAAAGCGCUAUUAGCCCUAGUUUGUUAGUCAAAUAGCGACAGAUCAAGAGGAAGAUGCAUGUUAGGAGCAAAGCAAAAGACUUCAGCACUUCACAAAUUUAUGUAAUUAUGUAAAGGGGCGAGACGAGUUUGUUGAAACCUGCUAGAGAAACAUCAUUUUAUAAGCAACAACAACUGUGAUUCAAACGAAAUGCAAAACCGAAUGCAGACGAAAGUGCAAGUGCAAGCCAGUGUAAGCAAUUACGACACCAACUCUCAUACAAAACAAAACAAAACAAAAACGACAACAACAAAUUGUUAUGCGAAUUGUCUAGUUAGCUAAGUUUAAAAGUAACAAAACAAAAGUGUUGAAAAAUGUUUGUAAAACCAAAACUACGACCAAUGUCAAAUUGUUCGCUCAAAACUCAAUUGGCACAAAUUGUUAACCUUUGUAGUAGUGUGAUUAAGUACGGAGUCCGGCGCUCUAUUGUGAUAAACCAACAAACAACAAAAUAAGCAAAUGUAACAACAACGAGAUUUCGAUCCUCGUUAGCUAAGCGCCGCCAUUUGUGUAGUUUAAAGUGAUAUUACCAGCAACAGCAAAGCAAAAUUGUAAGCAAAAUACAAAACACCACACAGAUAUAUAUGUAUUGUAAUAGCCAAAAAGAGCUAAAUUAGCUGUCGUGUGUGGUAAAUGCGUUGUGGCCAGAGUAACGGGCCAGAAAGCCAGGCAAUUGUAAGACCCUAAAAAAAACCCAACUUUUAAGUAUUUCAUAGCACAGGCAUUAAUUUAUACAACUAUGUACUAUAUAAUUAACCUAUGUUUGCACAAAACAGCAGCGUGUUGUCACGAGCCACGGCUCAUCCUCCCCGGAGUUGCUUGCCGACCAACAAAGUACAACAGCAACAAUGACAACAUCAACAACAACAACAACAAUGGUACCUGAAGAUCAUGCUGAGCAUUUAAUGAACAACAGAACAACAACAACAACACAAAGUACUUGCUCAAAUCUAACAAUCUAAACAAACACAAAAUCUAUUGAAACAGAAGACUGAACGAUUAAGAAAAUCGCGACGAGGGUGUUGGCUUCGUUGUCAGAGCAACGCGGAGGAUGGCACUGGGUCUCUGGGACAAGCAGGCGCAAACAAAAUGCGAUCUCAAAGACAACUCUUACAACUAAUAUCCAAUCGACCAUCUAUAUUUGUAUGUAUCUAAAUGUAACCAAUGCGUGUAAUAAUUUUUGUUAUCAACUGCAAUAGCGAAUAUUAAUUUGUAAAAAAAAGAAACAAGUGCAAAAAUGUGUGUAAAACGAUGCAAUGUAAGAAUGUAUGUCAAAACAGCUAAAGAGCAACUGUAACACGGCCACAGAAAGUUAAUCAAAAAACAGUGUUAAGGGUUAGCAAGGGAUUUGAAAUCCGCGCCCCAAAAUUAUGUUAGCAGACCUGUUUUUUUGUGUGGCUGUGCAUUUAAUUUAAGUCUAGUACGUACCAACACAACAACCAACAACAAAUGUGAUAAAAGUGUCAUGCUGCUUCCAAGAACAACAUACCGUGCAAAAUGCGACCAAAGAUACUGCACGAUCGAAGCAAUGAGAACGGUAGUCAGCAUUGGAAAGCCAGGGCCCGAUUAAUGGGGGAUAUAGGGCAUAUAAAGGCUCUAUUUCAUGGCAAUUCGACACCCGAGUUUCCUUAACAUAAUCAAAACCUAUCAAUUCGGAAGCACAUUUAAGAAACAGCAACCUUUAUUAUUUAAGAAAAGAAAAAAUUCAUCUAUAUCGCAAAAAAGACCGAAUUAAAGUAUCGUUUUGCUAUGGAAUAGAGCUUGGUUAGAUCGUUAGCUUAAUAUCCAGCCUUUAUAAAUUGUUAGGAGGCCGUCAAUCAAUGGAUUCAUUCAAUUACAAUCAACGUAAAUGAAAUCAAGUAUUAAGUUUUUCUGUUAUACUAGAGUCACUUCCAACGCUGCUGUAUAUGAGUAACGUUCUUUUUGUAUACUUACUACAAAAACAAAUAUAUAUUUUAUAUGCCA